GCCUCCUUGAGAGAGAGCAGCGCGGUCCUGGCAGGCUUUUGUCCCGCUUCCUUCGCCGUCUCCCGUGACGUGUGUCAGCCAAUCAAGGGGGCGCAUUUGAAAGCCGGCGGAGGUAAGACGCGGCGGGUUCUCCCCGCUUAAGCAUGGAGGAUGUGGCUGCCAAGUACGUGUCCCAGAAAGUUAGUAAGGCCCGCUGGCGGCCCGUGUCUGCUACUGCCCUGCAGCCUCCCGAGGUCUUCGCUACCGGCUCGUGGGAUAACGAGGAAAAUAAGAUUUCAAUUUGGUCUGUUGGAGACUUCGGAAGUUUGACCCCAAAUGGAGAAUAUAAUGGAGAACCACAUCUGCUAUGUGAUAUUGAACACAGUGGUGAUGUUAUGGAUAUGGAGUUUUUGGAUCAGGAGAGAAUUGUGACUGCUUCAUCCACUGGAAGUGUGACCAUAUUCAGACAUCAUCAAAAUAAUCAGACUCUGUCUUUAAACCAGAAAUGGAAAAAUGCACAUUACUAUGAUGCAUCUGGUGGCAGUGCAUCAUGCACUGGGAUCAUAUGCAACAGUCCUGAAAUCUUUACUGUUGGUGAAGAUGGUAGGAUAAAUGUGUUUGAAGUUGACCAUAAGGAAGCUAAACGUACUAUAGAUAAUGCUGACAGCAGUACACUCCAUGCAGUUACUCAGCUUCGCACAACAGAGAUCCUGACAGUCAAUUCCAUUGGCCAGCUAAAAGUAUGGGAUUUCAGACAGCAAGGAAAUGAGCCUUCACAGAUAUUUUCAUUGACAGGGGAAAGAGUUCCAUUGCACUGUGUGGAUAGGCAUCCUAGUCAGCAGCACAUUGUAGCCACAGGCAGCCAAGAUGGAAUGUUGAGUAUUUGGGAUGUAAGACAAGGUGGCGUGCCAGUUUCCUUGCUAAAUGCUCAUGACGCAGAAUUAUGGGAAGUCCACUUUCAUCCUUCCAAUCCUGAUCAUCUGUUCACUUGUUCAGAAGAUGGAACUCUGUGGCACUGGGAUGUUUCCACUGACAUUUCUGAAAGAAAAUCAUUCCUUCACACAGGUGGGAGAAGUACUACUACAUAUCUGCCUCACAGUGCAGUUAAUCAAUCUGUAACAAGUGCCUGGCUGAGCAAUGAUCCCACUAAAGACCGCAUGGAGAUCACAAAUUUAAUUCCAAAUCCAACAUUAUCUGUGAAUAGUUUAGAUGUUUUAGGAUCAUGUCUUGUAUAUGGAACUGAUGCAGAAUCUAUUUAUGUUAAAAAAAACCUAUUUGCAUAAUUUUAUCUCCACCAAAGCUGAUUCUGAACUUCUAAAUGCUGAAAUACAUACAUUUUCUAGUUGUAAUUAAACUAGGGGAAUAAUUUAUGAUGGCAGAUAAACUACAAUUCACAUUGCAGCCUCGAUUUUUUAACCGUGUUACAUAAAAGAAAAAUAAUUGUCAUUUCUAUCUAGUUCAUGGGUUGCCAACUCUUCUUUGCAAUAAGCUACCUAAAGCUCAAAAAUUUAAAAGGAUAGUUCAGCCACUUUUACAGUUCUCCAGUAAUUAUGAAGAGUAUAUGAUAAUUAAUGUUUAGGUUACUGAUUGUGGCAAUAGGCUAAAUUUCUGAACAAAUGCUUGUUUAGGGGAGACUUACGUUGCAUUUUUAUGUACCAAUUAGGUUACAAUACUUCUAAUCAAAGCUGGGAAAAGUAUAAAUCUUGGCAAAGGAAAACGGAAACAGACUUCAAAAUUUUAAUAGUAAGCCAUGGAAUGGUUUUAAAUAGUAACUUUAAUGUGAGACUGCAUACCUCCAACACUUACUGUAUCUGACAAUAAGUCCAAUAUUUGGUCUGUCAUACAAAUUCCAUUUAGAUUAGCACUGUUACUAUGAAUUUUUACUUGGAAGUAAGUGUGCUAAGGUUCAACAGCCUUAUCAAUUAAAAAACACAACUGCUUGUAAAAUUGUUGAGAAACCACUGGCUGCAUGUAUCAUUUAUGAGAAAACUUUUUUAUUAAACUGUCAAUAGAAGUUGUUUUUCCCCCCUACACCUGAGUGCUUAAACAAUUAUUAUAAAACUUGAACAUAUUUACUGAAUAAUAAAGCUGCCUUGAUAGCUGUAAGCAGGGCUGCCAAGAGAAGGGUCUAUGAGUCCAAGUGAGCCUUUUAAACCAAAGGUGAAUAGUUUGCUCCAACCCCCCUCCAGGUGUAUAGGACCAAGAGCUGUUUGGAGUUUUUGUUUGGCAUAGGUGGGUGGGUAGGCACUGAUGCACUCCAAAGAAGGCUGUCCUGUUACAGAAACCAUGUGAAGGCUAUAUUUUUACCUCCACAAUAAGUUUUCAGUUAGGGUUAAACAGGCCUAUGCCACUUGUGAGUUGUGGCCCGAUCCAAGGUGGGCCACAACAGGAGCACUACCACCAUGCAAAUGCACGGUAAGUUUAAGGAAUGUGUCCCCAACUGCAUGUUUGGGUGAAGAGUGGGUCCUGGAUCUGAAAGGGCUGAAGACUGUUUCCCUGAAGAAUGGGGUGGGGGGGGGAUUUGCCGAUUUGGCAAAGCCGAAGGUAUCAGAAUGCUUUGGCCUGGUUCUGUCCUCUGCUUACUUCCACCAAAUGGGCCCAAUCCGUCGUCCCCCGACAGCCAGAGCAGGCGAGGGAGAAGCGACCCAUGAGUAGAGACCAGCUGUUCCUUGCAGCCACCUAUUGCUCGCCGUCAACCGAGCAACGAAACUACCGGGUAGUUGCAAGAAACAGCUGCCGCAGCCCUCUAGCUCUCUCAGCGACACGUUCAUAUGCAUAUCAUUGCCCAGGCGCUCCGCCCGCCUGAGCAGCCGCUUUCCCUCGA
Zootoca vivipara (common lizard) is the source of this 2803-nucleotide messenger RNA. RefSeq names its product nucleoporin 43 (gene NUP43). The record is from RefSeq and is a predicted model, not a curated record. Gene Ontology annotation, molecular function: protein binding. Lineage: Eukaryota; Metazoa; Chordata; Lepidosauria; Squamata; Lacertidae. Gene Ontology annotation, cellular component: nuclear pore outer ring.